GAGUUGUCAACUUAUAAUAUUAAAAUUUUAAAUUGGUAAUUUUUAUUAGAAGAAACAAUGUCUCAUUUGGAUUUAAUAUGUGACCAUUCCAAAGAAAAAUUAGUAGUAGUACCUCAGGAUGUUUUAGAUUUAACAAACUUGAAGAUGCUUUUCUUAGAGGGGAAUUUUAUUACUGCAUUACCGGAUAAUUUGUUCUGGAAACUACCCAAAUUGAUGUGGUUAGAUUUAAGAAACAAUUUAUUGGAAUCUAUUCCUACUAGUAUUGCAUUUCAUGAAAAACUAGAAAAUUUGUUAUUAACGAAUAAUAAUUUAUAUAAUCUGCCAAAUGAACUUGGUACUGUGCCAAAUUUAAAAGCUCUGCAAGUUUCUGAUAAUCCCUUAAUAUAUCCAAAGAGGCCUAUUAUAGUAUCUGGUACAAAGACCAUAAAAAACUUUCUAAAAGCACAAUAUGAAAACGAACAAGCCAAAAAGCAGAUAGAAGAUGAUGAUACAGAUGAUACAGAUAAAAAUACUAGAUCGGACAGUUCCAUAACUAAUGAAGAAGAAUUUAAGAGAAACGAACAACUGAUAAAGGUAACAGAAAUAGGGAGUUAUAAUGAUACAGAUACAUUCGUUAAACCAAGUCAAGGAUCUAACAGACCAUCUAGCAAAAAUUCAACAGUUAGGACAAUCAGAAAAAAAAUAUCAGAUGACCAAGCUUUUAAUCCAGACCUAAAAAUAAAACAGUUGCUCUCACCGGAAUUAGUGAAAUGUAAGAGGGAUACAGAUAAAACAAAAAUAAUACAUAAAGUAAGUAGAACUGGAUCAAAAUUGUUCUUAAAAUCUUACUUUAAUAAACCACUAUGCGGAGGCGACGGGAAGAAAUUUAACAACUUAAAAGAAGGAUGGUUAAAUGAAUUAAGAAUAUUAUUAACAGAUCAAGAACGAAUAUUGCAACAAGAAAAAAACCUUAGAACUAUCUCCAGCUGGAGGAUGAAGAAAAAGUCAGAAAGCGAAAUGUAUCCGAAAUUUUCUAGUGAAGACCACGCGAAACCACCAUACGAUAUAGACGAAAGGUAUUCCAAAAUGCCGUCUAGAGAGGAUCUGGCUAAACAAUUUAGCGAGUUUAAAGAAAAAGGUUAUGUAAGAAGCGAACCAACUACUUACUCGACAAUAAAUGUUCAGAAGAUGAUUAAUAGUUUGAUGGAGCAAUUGAAGAACAUGCAAAUUUCAUAUGAUCCUCUUUCCCCUGGUGCUGAAGCUGAAAAAGCCGAGAUGCAAAUAAGAACUAUUAUGGAAAUUCAGAAGAAAUUAAUGAACCUGAAAUCAAUCAACGAAAAAACGUUAUAGUAUAAAGUCACACUAUUUAUUUUUAAAAAUCUUUUCUUCAAUAAAUUUAAUAUUAGCAGUU
Molecule: messenger RNA, 1390 nt
Organism: Diabrotica balteata
Lineage: Eukaryota; Metazoa; Arthropoda; Insecta; Coleoptera; Chrysomelidae
Source: the annotation of a GenBank genome assembly